Molecule: messenger RNA, 2342 nt
Organism: Rhodotorula graminis WP1
Lineage: Eukaryota; Fungi; Basidiomycota; Microbotryomycetes; Sporidiobolales; Sporidiobolaceae
Exons: 6
Coding region: 1-2307 (768 amino acids)
Source: RefSeq, a predicted model, not a curated record
AUGCGCCCCUCGCGCGAGUACGACGACGACCCAGUCCUGCAACAAGUCGAGAGCAUGCUCGAGCAGGACCGCCGCGACUCGUCCGCCUCGUCGACCACGGCCGCCCACUCGCGACACUCGUCCCGGAGCCACACCCCGCCCCUCCCGCCUCUGCAGCACCACCACCACCACCGGCCAGCUCCCCGCACCGUUCUCCUGUCGCACAUCGCCCUCGUCGUCGCCUCGGCCGCCGCAGCGCGACAGCUCUCGCGCCUCGCCCGCCUCUCGAGCCGCUCGACCGUCGCCCUCCCCCUCGCCCACUUCCUCGUCCUCGCCCUUGCCGCACUCGUUUACGGCUGGCUACGGCCGAGCAUGACGCACGCGCACACGUCGCCGAGCGUGCUCGAGCUCGGCAAAGGGUCGCACCUGGCCGCGACGACGGCGUCGACGAGGCGGCAGGCGUGGGCGACGGGCGCCGUCGUCGCCGUGUGCUUCAACCUGCGCGUGUUGGAGCUCCGGGCAGGGCAACCGAGGCUCAGCGAGGCGCUCGAGGUCUUCGCCAUCCCCGCCUUCCUCGCCCUCUCGCCCUGGCUCUCGACUCGCCUGUCGCACUCAAACUUGUGGCACAUCGUCCCGUCGACGCCCUUCCUCGCCGGGGCUUCGGCCACGACGUUCCUCGUCGGCUUCGCGCUCAUCGGCGUGCCGGCGCGAGGCGGUGCGCUCGUGCUCGCCCUCGUGCGCAUCCCGCUCGAGGCGGCGGCGCUCACGAUGGUCAAGAACGGCGUGGCGGACGAGGCGCCCUUGAGCUUGUUCUUCACCGGCAGCGCCAUUAGCGCCACCUUCACCUCCCUCGUCUUCCUCCCCGUCACCUACUUGACCCUCCCGUCGGCCCACGCCCCGACCCUCGGCGCAUCGGGCUACGUCUCGUUCUCGGCCACCCUCGUCCUCACGACCCUCGCCUCGGUCGCCCUCCUCUUUCACCUCACGACGACGACCUCGGCCCUCCCCGCCGCCGUGUCGAUCUUCCCGCGCAACUUGAUCCUCCUCGUGUGGUCGGCGUUCGGGCGCGAGGGCGUCGCGCUGCGCGAGAACUGGAUCCAGAUCGUCCUCGUCUACGUCUGCGGGUCGGUCGCCCUCUCGUGGACCGAGACCGAGCUGUACGAGGCCUUCAUCAAGUCGCGCAAGCCUGCGCCGCCGUUCGCGCCCGCCGGGUCUCACGCCGACACGGUACCGCCCUCGCCUGCGUCGUCGGUCACGUUCAGCUCGCCUCCAGCCCACUCGUACAAGAUCCCGUCGUCCGCCUCGGCAUCAUCGUCCGACCGAGGGUCGCUCCCGUCGAUCCUGAGCUUUGUGCCGUUCAUCCCGCUCCUCGCCUACCUCAUCACGACGCCGGCGACGACCUCGUCCCUGUCGUCGGCGUGCGCCUACCUCCCGCCCUACCUGCGCACGACCGUCUGCCCCGUCUCGGCCUCGGCGCCCAUCUCGCGCUCGGUCGACCUCGUCAUCGCGUACUACAACGAGGACCUCGCGCGUGCCGAGGCGCACAUCUCGUUCAUCCGCGAGUCGAACUUUGUGCGCAAGCGGAGCAACCGCGUCGUCGUGUACAACAAGGGCAUGCGCACCGAGCAGGAGAUCCGCAAAGGCCUCAAGCUCAAGUGGGGCGACGAGGUCGUGCCGCUGCCGAACCUCGGUCGAGAAGGCGCGACCUACCUCACGCACAUUCUCCUGCACUACAACUCGACCCUGUCGUCCAUCUCGCCCGCGUGGCAGUCGGCCUCGCCCGCACCUCCUCACCUCGCCGCGCCGCUCGCCCACCUGCGCACGACGACGCUCGCCGACACGACCUACUUCCUCCAGCCGCACCUCGCGUGGGACUUUAUCGCCAAGCCCCGACUCGCCGAGGUCGCCGACGAGACGGGCUUCGCCCACUUUGGCCCGCUCGUCAGGAGCGAGUGCGGCAACGACUUGAGGGCGCCCGUCAACCUUCCUGUCGUCAAGGAGCUGUACAACGUGUUCGCGGGCGAGAUCUGUCCUCCAGGCGGCCAACUUGCUGCUUGGUCGGCGCAGAUGGCCGUCUCGAAACGGCGCAUCCUCGCGCAGCCCUACAAGCGCUACAGCGCCAUCUCGACCCUCAUGGAGGCGCCCGAGGGCCACUGGAUCCACGAUCAGUGGGGCCCGAACGAGAGCGGCGGCCCGUCGAACCCGGUGCUCGGGCACUCGCUCGAGCGUGCGUGGCCCGUCAUCAUGGGCUGCAGGGACGUCAAGCUCGUCGACCAGUGCCCGGACGAGGAGUUCAGGAGGGACUUGUGCCAGUGUCUCGAUCGGUAGCGACGCUGUGUUGGAUUUUCGUGCCGUUCCUCGCC